Durusdinium trenchii is the source of this 1529-nucleotide messenger RNA. The record is from the annotation of a GenBank genome assembly. NCBI's taxonomy places the organism in Eukaryota, Dinophyceae, Suessiales, Symbiodiniaceae.
AUGCUGUUGACGGUUGAAUCAAUAUGUACCACAAGCAAGCUCAAAAGAUCAGAGCAGUCCAUUGAUUCUCCAGAUUUCACGCACAUGCGCUGGCGGCGCAUUGUCUCCUCCGGAUGUUUGGUCACUGGAGCAGGUAUUCUUUGGUGGCAGCUCUUUGAGCUCUGCAAGCAAAGCCUACCAGUCCAUGGUGAAGACCGACUUGGAAGCGAGGUUGAGGUCGAAGACAAGAAGAAGCUGAAUGCACCAUCUGCUCCCUUGAGCCCCAAGCUGAUUGAUGCUUCUGUCAAGCAGCCAGUGCACGAGGAGCCAUCCAAAUCUCCACCCACCGUUGGGGGGCGAGUCGCAGUGAUGGUCGUAGGGCGAUCGCGGCUCUUCUCGUCAAGGAUCUCUCGCUCGAUGAAGGGCUUGAGGCAUCUGAGCCAUCGAGCCUUCGAAAGGCUUAGCAACGAAAAGAUCUCUUCACCUUUGGCAUCACAGCUUUUGCAUGUGCUUGAGCCCUUGAAAACUCAAGGGUUUCUGGUCGAUUAUGUGCUGUGUGCUGACCAGGUCAAGGAACAGCACCCCGCCAUUGUAGAGGCCUGGAGCUUCGAGGCCAAGGAUCAGCGCCAGCGAAUCCAGCAGUGCCUACGUUUGGUCUUGGCUCGUGAGAUCCAGCGGAACGUCUCCUAUGAGUAUUUCGUGCGACUGAGACCGGACCUCCUUGUGCUCACAGACCUUCCCAACCUGGAAGAUGCUGUUCUCGGAAGACACUGCAUCCUCGCCAGACUUCGUGCGGCGAACAACAUCAUGGAUCUUACAAAUGAGCAUCUCUCAUGGUGCUACUGCGAUCAUGGUUGCUGCUCACGUGGAGCACUCAAGGGAAAUGAUGCCAUGUAUAUCAUGGAUGACAUGAUCACCAUUGCAGCACGAGAGCCAUUCCUUCGCCUUUGGCAAGGGAGAGAACACCUGGAUAAACCCCUCUGGUUGAUGGCGCCGAUGGCUGAGACUUCGAUGACGAUGUGGAUGCUCCGGAAAGGAGUGCCUUUGUGUCCUUUGGCAAUACGGGCCUUGCCCUUGGGCAGUGGAAAUCCGCAUGCCGCCCAGAUGUCCAAGUGCGGCUAUGUGGAAGGAAGCCCCCCUUUGCUACAGAGUUGGCUGCUCAGGAUUAGUAAGAUUUGCUAGCCCAAGAGGUCUGGAUUCGGGCUGAGGCCACGUUGGGGGUGGCUGAAAAGAGUCAAUGUGGCUUACCCAAAGCUUCAAAAGACAACGUUCAUUUGAUCACAGCCAAAUAGCUGCCUUGGCUCCUGGACAUGCGAUUUAAGAUCAACGUGAGAGGUGUCAACAUGCGAUUCAGAAUCUGAAUGAAGGAAACGCCACAGAAUCUUCUCACAGUCACCGACCUCCGGCGUCCAGAUCCGUGCUGCAGAAUGCGUCCCGUCACAGAUCCGUGCGCUCAGAUGGUAGAGAUCCAUCGUCCCCGGAGAUGAUCUUCAGUGAUUGGGACCAGCUUGCAGAUGCGAACGCCGCUCUGCUUGUGCGAAAAGCGAGCG